UGCUCCAUCUCCAAUAUAUAUAUCCAGAAAUUUUAUAGUUUCUACUACUAGAAGUCAUAGUGUUGAUAGCUAAGAAAGACUAUGAACACUCAAGAAACAAUCGUACAUGAUCUUGAAAAUCCAUUGUUAUUAUCAGCUCCUCAGAAAAAUGCAAAUAAUGGUAGUUUGGUGAGGAAAAAUGAGAUAGUGAUGGAAGCGAUGAAACAAAUAAAGUUAGCAGGGCCUCUAAUGGCGGUUAAUUUCUUGCUGUUUUCAUUACAAGUUAUCUCAGUUAUGUUUGUUGGUCAUCUAGGAGAGCUCCCUCUGGCUGCUGCUUCUGUUGCUACUUCUUUCGCCUCCGUCACCGGUCUUAGCUUGCUGAAAGGAAUGGGAAAUGCUCUGGACACAUUUUGUGGUCUAUCCUACGGAGCAAAGCAGUACCACAUGCUAGGCAUACACACGCAACGAGCAAUGGUAGUUCUCAUCUGCAUCAGCAUUCCCCUUGCCUUUAUAUGGAAAAAUACAGGUCAAAUUCUUGCAUUUUUAGGACAAGAUCCUGAAAUCUCAGCUGAAGCAGGAAUCUAUGCUCAUUACAUGAUUCCUAGCAUAUUUGCAUAUGGUCUCCUUCAAUCUCACAUUGGAUUUCUUCAAGCUCAAAACAAUGUUCUUCCUAUGAUGCUUACUACUGGAUUUACAACUCUACUCCAUAUUCUUGUUUGUUGGUUGAUGGUGUUUAAGUCUGGUUUAGGCUACAAAGGCGCGGCGUUAUCGAAUGCUAUAUCCUAUUGGAUUAAUCUAUUGCUGCUAGCUAUUUAUGUGAGGGUGUCUCCUACUUGUAAAGAGACAUGGACUGGUUUCUCGAAGGAGGCUUUUCGUGGUAUUCCUGAGUUUCUUAGACUUGCUGUACCUUCUGCACUUAUGUUGUGCUUGGAAGUAUGGACAUUUGAGAUGAUGGUUCUGCUUGCUGGUUUUCUUCCCAAUCCAAAGCUGGAAACCUCUGUUCUCUCUAUCAGUCUCAAUACAUGUUCGGCAUUAUUCAUGCUACCACUCGGAUUAAGUGGAGCAGUAAGCACAAGAGUUUCCAAUGAACUAGGGGCUGGACGACCACAUUUAGCUCGAUUAGCGGUAUACGUAUCGACAGUGAUGGUAGGAAUAGAAGGGAUCUCAGCUGCAUGUUUGUUAAUUUUGGGGCGCAAUUUAUGGGGAUAUUGCUAUAGCACAGAAGAAGAGGUAGUCAAAUAUGUUGGCCAAAUGAUGCUUCUUCUUGCAGUUUCACAUACUAUUGAUGGCAUUCAAGCUGUAUUGUCAGGGACGGCUAGAGGAUGUGGUUUGCAAAAAAUUGGAGCUUUUAUCAAUCUGGGAGCUUAUUACCUAGUAGGCAUUCCUUGUGCCUUGUUGUUAGCAUUUGUAUAUCACUUUGGAGGCAAGGGAUUAUGGACAGGAAUUAUAUUGGCUUUACUCGUCCAAGCAUUUCUUCUCCUAUUCAUAACAUUACGUACAAACUGGGACAAAGAGGCGAAAAAGGCCAAAGACAGGUUAAACAAUCUAAUGGUCCAUUAAGGGUAUUGGGUCAAGCAUUUUUUUCGCUUUUGUAAUGAUGCACCUGCAUGUUUGCUUUUGAAGAAGUGCAAUAGAGGCUAUGUUCAGUUCA
Molecule: messenger RNA, 1630 nt
Organism: Beta vulgaris subsp. vulgaris (sugar beet)
Lineage: Eukaryota; Viridiplantae; Streptophyta; Magnoliopsida; Caryophyllales; Amaranthaceae
Product: protein DETOXIFICATION 16
Exons: 8
Coding region: 82-1539 (485 amino acids)
Biological process (GO): xenobiotic detoxification by transmembrane export across the plasma membrane
Cellular component (GO): membrane
Molecular function (GO): antiporter activity; xenobiotic transmembrane transporter activity
Source: RefSeq, a predicted model, not a curated record